Molecule: messenger RNA, 969 nt
Organism: Oppiella nova
Lineage: Eukaryota; Metazoa; Arthropoda; Arachnida; Sarcoptiformes; Oppiidae
Source: the annotation of a GenBank genome assembly
AUGCAAUACAACAAGUAUUCAAUGAAUUCCUACCGAAAAUACGGCCGAAUAUACGGAAGUUAUCUGUUUUGCAACAAAUGGCUUAUGAUUAACGACGCCAAACUCAUCCGGGAUAUUAUGGUCAAAGACUUUCACAUUUUCCCCAACAGAUACGACAUGAAUCUGGGGGUCAGUCCGCUCCAGAAAAUGCUGUUUUUCAUGAAAGGGGACGACCACUGGAAACGGAUCCGCGCGAUAGUCAGCCCCGCCUUUACGACCGGAAAGUUACGCUCAAUGAUGGACAGCAUAUCAGGGAUUGCCGACCGGUUUGUCACUAAUUUGGAUACUUUCGCGCGAAACGGCCAAACCGUUGAUAUACGUGAAUACAUGGGUGCGUUCGCCAUGGAUGUGAUCAGCGCCUGUGCCUAUGGUGUGAACGUGGAGUCCAUUAAUAAUCCCAAUCAUCCCAUUGUAGUGAACGCUAGAAAGAUGCUGUCCGUCGACUCCAGUGUCAGUAACAUACUGUCAAUACUGGUGCCGCCAAUAGCUAGGCUUUUUAGGUUGGACCCGAUGGACAGGGAGGCUAUAAACUAUUUUGAUAAACUCACCAAUGAUAUAGUCGCUGAGCGAAAACAUGCUAUCAAAACUUUUCAAUUCAUAGCUAAGAAAAUAACGGAUUUUAUUCAACUGAUGAUCGAUAAUGAGAAAAGUGUCACCAAUUUAGACAUCAAUUCAAACCCAAGUACUGACCACAAGACAGUCGCUGACCACAUGUUGACAUCGGAUGAGUUGACGGCUCAGGGAAUACUGUUUUUCAUCGCUGGUUACGACACGACCAGUGCCUCCCUUUCCCACGCGAUCUACUAUUUGUCGCAAUACAGGGAUUGUCAGCAAAAACUAUACGAAGAGUUGCGAUCUACUAUUUGUCGCAAUACAGGGAUUGUCAGCAAAAACUAUACUCAGAGUUGGCGGCAAUGGACGAAGACUUCA